UUUCUCAUUUCCCCCCAGCUCUCUCUCUCUCUCUCUCUUUUUCUGUGGCUGUUUCUUUGGAGUGGAAGUUGCUUUCUUCCUCCUUCUUCUUUCAUCUUUUUGUAGAGUUCUUGAAACGCGGACAUGAACUCAUAAACAAACAAUUCUUUUCUGACUAUUGUCCAUGCAGAGGAUAUGUAAUGAGUGAAGUUUCGUUUCAUCUCCUUUCUUCGUCCGUCUGAACCAAUUUAUUUCGUUGUAUUUUUGCGACAGGUCAUGGCAUAAAAGGGAGCUUGGGGAACUGCCGCCUAUAUAUUUGGAGAGGCUAUUACGAGUUCCUUGAGAUCCAGGGAACCCGGGCAGCAAAAGGCCUCCAAAUCCCCCCACCAUUUCCCCUCAUUUUUUCCACCCAACAAAUUCCCUGCCUCAAAGACAGUGCGAACAUAAUUCCAAAGGGAGGUGAAGCCUGGGGCGUUUUCUAGGCUACUCUGGGAUUCUUCUCAUCCUUGAAUAGUUUCUCUAUCGGGGUCGGCUGUCAAAAGGGUGGCGAAACCCGUGAACCUGCGGCCGGUGAACCUUGGAGAGCGAUGAAGAGGAGGCGGAGGGGGGCGUUGCGGAGCAAUAACGAGAUGUGUGACUUCUGAGGUCCACGAGGACUGGUGCCGGUUGUGCCGCCGCCGCCGCCGCCGUUGCCUUUUAUCGCAGCGAUAGUUCGACGGGGGAGGAGCCGAUCGAUGGAGGAGAUGCCUCCGGCGGCUGCUCUGCCAUUUAGGACGGGCAAUUCGCUCCGGGAAAACCCGAUGGACGUCGCGCGCCUUCGGCUGAUAUCAGACGCUGCGACCCUGCUGCUCUCCGAUCCGAUGGCUACCGAUGCUGACCAUGCGCCCGCGGCCAAGCAAGUGGAGGAGAUGGAGGAGGAGCCUGAGGUUGGGACGAUCCGAUCUGUUGGGAGUGAUGAAGAGGAUUCGGUGUCUGUUGGGCCGGAGCCAUCCGUUGGGAAGCUCGAUCAGCGGCAGCAGCAGCAUCGCCAGUGCCACCGAUGAGUUGUCGACUCUGGACCCGUCUUUCGAGAGCCCUGCCCCAUGUGUGCAUAUCGCGGCAGUGCCUACUUUCGCUGCGGGGGUGCCGCCGGCGGUUGCUGAACCAGCAGCGCGUCGGGGAAGUGGUGGUGGGCGGAGUGUGUUCUUGACAAAUUACGUGCCGCUCUGGGGCUGCGUAUCCAUCUGCGGGCGGAGGCCGGAGAUGGAAGACGCCGUGGCGGCGGCGCCUCGGUUCUUUGACAUCCCGCUCCGAAUGCUGACUGCUGAUGGUGUUGUGGAUGGGCUGGAUCCAUGUUUGGUUAGCUUGACUGCCCAUUUCUUCGGAGUUUACGAUGGUCAUGGUGGUGCCCAGGUUGCUAACUACUGUCGUGAUCGAGUUCAUCUGGCCUUGGUAGAGGAGCUGAGAAAUGUAGCUGAAGGUUUGGGAGGAGCAAGCGGGGAUGCUUGGAAGAAGCAGUGGGAGAGAGUAUUCAUUGAUUGCUUUCAGAAAGUUGACGAUGAGGUAGGAGGCAAAGUGAGUAGAGGGAAUGUCGGAGGUGGGGCUGGUGCAGGUGCGCCAUCAGAAUCUACUGCCCUGGAAACCGUCGGAUCAACAGCUGUGGUUGCUGUUAUCUGUUCUUCGCACAUCAUCAUUGCAAACUGUGGGGAUUCAAGGGCUGUCCUUUGUCGUGCUAAACAGCCUGUGCCACUAUCGGUGGAUCAUAAACCAAACAGAGAAGACGAGUACAAAAGGAUUGAAGCAGAGGGAGGCAAGGUCAUACAAUGGAAUGGACACCGUGUGUUUGGUGUUCUUGCUAUGUCACGCUCAAUUGGGGACCAAUACUUGAAGCCAUGGAUUAUUCCUGUACCAGAAGUCACAAUCGUUCCACGAACAAAAGAAGAUGAUUGCCUUAUUCUAGCUAGCGAUGGCUUAUGGGAUGUCAUGUCAAAUGAAGAGGUUUGUGAGGUAGCCCGCAAGCGGAUCCUACACUGGCACAAAAGGAACGGUGUCACGUCAUCUCCCACACACAGAGGGGAAAAAGCCGAUCCUGCAGCUCAAGCAGCUGCGGACUGCCUGUCAAAGCAUGCUCUCCAGAAGGGAAGCAAAGACAACAUCACCGUCAUUGUGGUGGACCUGAAAGCACAGAGGAAGUUCAAGACCAAAACCUAACUGGGUAGGCUAGACUUCAUUUGAUCAACUGGGUCAGAGAACCACAUAAUAUGGGAUCUAAAUCUAGCCAGAAAAUUACUGCCUUAAAUAACUUAACUGGCCCAUCUGUUUUUUUUCUUCUUUUGGGCUCUAAGGGCUGUACCAUGUAUUUGUUAUAGAAUCUUUUCAACCUCGGGUAUAUAAUUCUAAUCCAGGUGGCCAUAAUCUUGUAGUUUCUUUUUUCUUCAGCUUGGCUGAGUCCUGGCAAUGUAAAUAUGAGCUACUGUAGGUAAAGAAAUGGUGGUGGGAAGUAUUCUAUACUACCCUCAAGACACUGUGUUUAUCUACUUUGUUGUAUUUCCUUCUAUCUCCGACUGUAAGGCUCUGUGAGAUUCUU
Phoenix dactylifera (date palm) is the source of this 2545-nucleotide messenger RNA. The record is from RefSeq and is a predicted model, not a curated record. NCBI's taxonomy places the organism in Eukaryota, Viridiplantae, Streptophyta, Magnoliopsida, Arecales, Arecaceae.